AUGUGGUCGGGCGUUGCUAUGGGCUGCGCCAUGGUCUGCGCUGCCUCGCUGCCGUGGUCUGCUGUUGGAUCGUUGGCGCUGGGCGAGGCGCUGGUAGUCUCGGCGGGGAUGGGGAGCUUGGGCGCAGGAGUGGUCGCUGGCAUCGACUCGGCCCUGGUAGUAGCUGGACUAGUGGCAGUAGCGGGAGUGCUGGUAGCAGGCCUGGCUGCUGGGGUGCUGAUUGCGGCACUUGGAGUGGUCCGACAACCGGGCAUUGUCACAGCGUGGUUGGCGGUCUUGGGGUGUUUCUUUGGGUUUGUGCUGCCGCGGCUGCUGGGCGGCGACGUUGCGCUUGUCGACGUGCGCAAGGCGUAUCAUGGGCUCGCUGUGGUGCUGUUCACGGGUCCAACACUUGUCGACGGCGAAUGGAUGGUGCUGGCGUACGCGGCGGCGAUGUGCAUGUUUGUGGUUGCAGAAACGGUCCGAGUGCUGCGUGUGGAAGUGUUUGGCGUGUGUGUGGGGAGCUGGCUCGACGGAGUGCUGGACCAGUUCAUCGACGAUCGCGACUCGGGCGUGCUUGUGGUGACGCAUAGCUACCUGCUCAUUGGCUGUGCGCUCCCACUGGUGGUUCACAGAACGGCAGGGGCGGCGGCGAGUGACGGUGUCGAGGCAGUGGUGACGACGCUGGGCGUGGUUGUUCUGGGCGUUGCCGACGCCGCCGCGUCAUUUGUAGGCACGCGAUACGGGAGCAUCAAGUGGCCCGGCUCGCGACUCAACACCACGGUGGCAGUCUACGAAGCCGCCUCGGAGCUCAUCGACAACCUCAUGCUCCCGGUAGUUGCGCUUGCAGCCUCGCACUGCUUCCUAGGCACUCUUUGA
Thecamonas trahens ATCC 50062 is the source of this 858-nucleotide messenger RNA. RefSeq lists its product as uncharacterized. Gene Ontology annotation, biological process: dolichyl monophosphate biosynthetic process. The record is from RefSeq and is a predicted model, not a curated record. Gene Ontology annotation, cellular component: endoplasmic reticulum membrane. The coding region runs from base 1 to 858 and encodes 285 amino acids. The transcript has 3 exons. NCBI's taxonomy places the organism in Eukaryota, Apusomonadida, Apusomonadidae. Gene Ontology annotation, molecular function: dolichol kinase activity.